Molecule: messenger RNA, 1487 nt
Organism: Schistosoma rodhaini
Lineage: Eukaryota; Metazoa; Platyhelminthes; Trematoda; Strigeidida; Schistosomatidae
Source: the annotation of a GenBank genome assembly
GUCAACUAUUUUAAAACUUUCAUGAUAGAACAUCGUUUCCCAAAAGAAUGAUUGAUCGACUAACAAAAUAUGUUUUCCUUUUCAAGUCGUUUUUUUAUAUUAUAGUAAUUAUCUUAUUAUUAACAUGGAGUUAUUAUUAUUAUUAUUAUUUUAUUGGUACUGUUGUUAAUGAGAAUCAUUCAAGAUCUUCAACGGUUGCUGGUAACUUCAUGGAUGACAAGGUACACAUUGCAAUUUUAAUUGAUGGUGAACGGGGUCUUUUUUACAUGGACAGUCUUCUCAAAUCACUUUUUUAUUAUCAAAAAAGAUUUCAUUUUGACUUAAAAAAUUGUUGUAUCUAUGAUCUCUGUGAUAAAUUCAAUGAUAAUUCCUCAUAUUAUGAUGAUAGAAUGUUACAUAUUUAUCCAAUCGUGUUUCAUAUUUUAACAAAUAGUAAAUUCACCAGUAAUUUAACACAUUUUCUAAAUAUGUGGAAAUUGCCCAAUGUGGAGUAUUAUUCUUAUGAAUGCAACAGGUAUUUGGACAGACUUCAAUGGAUCGUAUCUAAACAUCCUGCAGGUGCGAAGCCAUUUGUGAAACUAUUACUUCCUGAGAUUCUCCCACCUUAUGUACAUAAAGUCAUUGUACUUGAUCUCGAUAUGAUUCUUAACACUAACAUUGUUGAACUAUGGAAUCACUUCGAGAGAUUUCAAGAAACCCAGAUGAUAGGCAUUGGAUUGGAACAAAACCCGUAUUUUCACAAAGUUAUGAAAAGUUUAAUUAGUGAUUGGAAAGGUUAUGGAUAUAAUGGUGGGAUUUUAUUAUUCGACUUGUCAAAAUUACGUUUGAUGAUGUGGAAUGAUAUAUGGUUGAGCAUAACUGCACACUUGAUGCAAAGUAAAGGAUACCUAAUCACAGGAGAGCAAGAUGUAAUGAAUAUGAUCAUAUUCAAAUACAAGCAUCUUCUGUAUGAAAUUCCUUGUGAAUGGAAUGUUCAAUUAAGUGAUGGUUCAGAUCCUGAAAGAUGUCCGGUUAGUUGGUUAAGUCAUGCGGAAUUAAGAAAACGUAAUUAUUCUACAAUUAAUAAACAACCAAAAAUUAUCCAUGUCAAUCAUCACAUAAAACCGGAAGAUAAAUAUUUUCCAAAACCUGUAUCUACCAAUAACAUUGACCAAUCUGAUGUUUUACUUAAACGACAUGAAAUAUACUACAAACUCAGUACAGUAUAUUUCAAAUUUCGUGCAAUCGAACGUGAGUGUUUUCAAUAACUUCAAUGUUUACCUAGCUCUCAGCACUUCGAUUAGCAGAUCUAUUCAUGAUCCCUGAUUUGAAUCAACAGAUCUGAGAAUCGAAUAAUGGAUGUAAAUAAACACGUAAACUGUAAAUAGUUGGAUUUACUGAAAUAAGCGAUUUAUUAUAAAUUGUCUUUUUACUUUCACAUGUUUCUUCUGACAUUUCAUAUGAAACAUCCCUUUGCUGUUGCUUCGUAAUGAAGGGAACGAGAAAAU